Nematostella vectensis (starlet sea anemone) is the source of this 1933-nucleotide messenger RNA. Its product is annotated as UV excision repair protein RAD23 homolog A. Gene Ontology annotation, biological process: proteasome-mediated ubiquitin-dependent protein catabolic process; nucleotide-excision repair. NCBI's taxonomy places the organism in Eukaryota, Metazoa, Cnidaria, Anthozoa, Actiniaria, Edwardsiidae. Bases 159 to 1253 code for a protein of 364 amino acids. The record is from RefSeq and is a predicted model, not a curated record. Gene Ontology annotation, cellular component: cytosol; nucleoplasm. Gene Ontology annotation, molecular function: proteasome binding; damaged DNA binding; polyubiquitin modification-dependent protein binding. The transcript has 12 exons.
GUGGAAGUGACGUCAUCGGAGCCCGUAAUGGCGCACGCUUGAAAGCGAAUGCUGUAGUGACCUGUUCCGGUAUUCUCAAGUAAAUUCCUCGUAUCUGCUCCAAGGCAGCAACAUUUCCCUCAAUUUGUGACAAGGAUACAAAUAUUAAGUCAGUCAACAUGAUUAUAACAUUUAAAACACUCCAACAGCAAACAUUCAAAGUGGAAAUUGGUGAAGAUGAAACUGUGUUAAAACUAAAACAGAAGAUCGAGGCAGAUAAAGGGAAAGAUGCAUAUCCCCAUGGAAACAUCAAACUUAUCUAUGCAGGUAAAAUUUUAAAUGAUGAUAACCCUCUCAAGGAGUACAACAUUGAUGAGAAAAGUUUUGUCGUUAUUAUGGUUGCCAAGCCCAAACCUGCACCAGCUGCUGUAGCACCAGCGCCAGUAACUACCACCAUCCCUCAGGCUGCCACAGCUAGUCCCAGUACACAGGCAUCAAGCACAGCUCAAGAGGAUUCUAAACCAGAGGCCAAACCUGAUGAAGCCAAAUCCACCAGCACUGAGACUGCAGCUUCUGCAACCACCACUGCUUCCACCCCUGCUGCAAGCACCCCCCGCAGCUACAUAGAGGAGGCAGAGUCAGCACUGGCCACUGGUACAGAAUAUGAGGGCCUUGUUACAGAGAUUAUGAACAUGGGAUUUGAAAGAGACCAGGUUGUAAGAGCUUUACAAGCAAGUUUCAAUAACCCGGACAGAGCGGUUGAAUACCUCACGACUGGUAUUCCAGACCUGCCGUCUGAAAGGGUGGGUGAUCAAGGUGGCCAAGAUGAGGGAGAGGAGGAAACAGCUGCAGAGGGUGUCUCAUCGCUAGAGUUCUUACGGACACAGCCACAGUUCAUUACGAUGCGACGUAUGGUACAACAAAAUCCAGGUGUUCUUCCGCAGCUUCUGCAGUCCAUGGGGCAGUCCAAUCCAAGUUUGCUACAGCUGAUCAGCAGUCACCAGGACGAGUUCAUUCGGAUGCUGAAUGAACCUGAUGAUGGCCCGCAGCCGGCCGCAGGAGGGGAGGGGGGUCAGCAGUCGGUGCCUGGAGAAGGAGCCCCACCCCCAGGGGUCAGCUAUAUCCAGAUCACACCGGUGGAGAAGGAGGCCAUUGAAAGAUUGAAGCAGUUAGGAUUCCCCGAACCGCUGGUAAUCCAAGCCUAUUUUGCAUGCGAGAAGAAUGAGAACCUCGCUGCGAACUUCCUCCUAAAUCAAGGCUCCGACGAUUUAUAGGAUGCCCUGGAACGCUAAUAGAAUUCUAUGCUUUAUCCAAGCAAAGAACACUCCAGAUGUAUCUAGUCUAGACGUUGUUUGUCUGGCUAUCGCAAUCGAAAAGAUUCUUAGCCUGUGAACUAUCGGAGCUUAUGCUAUAGAUUAUUUGAAAAAUGGUAUUGUAGUAUGCAGAGCGGCGCUUUAGACAAAAUGUGUUAAACUUUUUAUUUGGUAUUGCCUUAUGGUUCUAUUCGACAAAAGGAAAAGAAUAGUGUGUAUGAAAUUUCCUGUUAAGAGUGCCGCAAAAAUAGCACUUUGACAAAUGACGAACUAGGGCCUUGAUGCCUUGUGCAGAAUAAAGUUGUCCAUGAUGCCUUGUUCCAGGGUAAAUAAACAACAUUAUCCCAACCGGUUAAACAUUUUCUAUGUCAAAAUUUUGUUCCAACGCAAUAAAAGUAGGCCAAUCUGCUCCAGUACGUGUGCUUGCAGAAAAUACAACCAAGCGUUGCGAUAACGUUAAAAACAAAACCAUCUUUACCUCCGAUUGCCGUCUGUCAUCAACUGAGUAGAAUACACAUAGUCCAUAAAUGGUAGACUUUAGUAAGCCAACCUAGUCGAACCAGUUGAUAAUAACAACAAUUUGAAAUCUGCUCUUUGGCAUUAUACUUUUAUUUCAGUUGAAAUAAAGUAUCUUAAUUCAG